Syngnathus typhle (broad-nosed pipefish) is the source of this 1225-nucleotide messenger RNA. RefSeq names its product COMM domain containing 5 (gene commd5). Gene Ontology annotation, cellular component: nucleus. NCBI's taxonomy places the organism in Eukaryota, Metazoa, Chordata, Actinopteri, Syngnathiformes, Syngnathidae. The coding region runs from base 95 to 730 and encodes 211 amino acids. The record is from RefSeq and is a predicted model, not a curated record. The transcript has 7 exons.
ACCAAAUCACGUGACGCGAACCGGAAGUUGUCGCCAACUCUAAAACAAAACAUGACUGUCUUGACUUCUAUAACAGUUUAAAGAAUAUUCAGGAAUGUCGUUGACGCAAGUAAAGGACACCAGCUUUCUGGGUGGCCGAAUACCACCUGAAAUCGAGUCCAUGUCAAAAAACCUAAAGGAUGUGGAGCAAGAGAUGUUUGGAAAAUUACUGAAGGCUGUGGUGAAUGCCUUGGAGGGAAAAGACUGCAGAGACACGAUGAAGUCAAUAGCCGAGAACAGUGCUUUUCCACAGGAUAAGCUCAGUCACAUUGUAGCUGGAAUGUACAGAUUGUUAUCGGAGGCGAUUCGCAUACCGCAGUCGUUACUUAAACAGGAGGCCUUUAAAGAAGAUCUUCGAGAACUGAGGAUAUCAGAAGACUUCAUCACAGAUUUCUGCAGCGUGGUCUUCGGAAAUCGCCGCACAGCUCUCGAAGCAGCCACUUCUCAGAGGGAUCCCCAUCUGCCUACAAUAGAAGAAUUUAAAUGGAGAGUAGAUGUUGCCAUUUCUACAAGCUCGUUGGCCAGAGCACUGCAGCCGUCUGUCCUGAUGCACCUAAAACUGUCGGAUGGAAGUUUUCACCAAUUCGAGGUGCCACCAGCUAAAUUCCAGGAGCUGCGCUACAAUGUGGCUCUGAUCCUCAAAGAAAUGAAUGAUCUGGAAAAGAGGAGCAUCCUCAGGAUUCAGGACUGAUAAACGUUCAGCAAUCGAUGACAACAUAGUGAUGAGAAAAGAUGAUCCUUUUUUUAUUUUUCACUUGGUCUUUACCUUUGCAAUUUUGGAGAGAAAGAAAAAAUGCAACCUUUACAUUGAUGAUGGUGGUGCACACCGGUGUCCUAUGACCCAGUCUGCAUAACCAAAGCCGAAAUAAAAACUCGAGUCAAAGUAUGAACAGGAGCAUGACUUUCUGAUUUUGCUUCAUCAUGACUCAAAACAACUACUUUGUAUGCCAAAUGUUAACACAAAUUUCUAACCAUUAAACCAUCUUUUAUUCAUAGAACAAUUUUAUCAAAAAAGAUGAAUGACAACAAAAUCAUUCAUUUUAUUAAUGAUUUGCAGUCAAUCAACUUAACACAUUCAUUGUGAAAUAAUGUUAUUGUGGAAGACCUCUGUCGAGGGCUACAAUUUAAAUGUUUGUCUCAUGUUAUCCUUCAUUUCUACACUAAAAUAAAUUCUCAAUGAAAAGCA